Molecule: messenger RNA, 7845 nt
Organism: Pogona vitticeps (central bearded dragon)
Lineage: Eukaryota; Metazoa; Chordata; Lepidosauria; Squamata; Agamidae
Source: RefSeq, a predicted model, not a curated record
AUGUCAGCUGUGCAACAGAGAGACAAAUCUUUGAAGGUGAACAUCACUGUGGGAUCCUCAUCAGAAAGAGUAGGCCUUUCAGAGACCAUUGACCAAAUGUCCUCCUUUGAGGAAUGUGUCCUGGACACCUGCCGAACCAGGGAACACCAUGAAACUCUGCACAGUGCCAUCAAUGUUUUUGUGACAAAAUGUCAAGGUGCUUAUGGAACCGGUUCCUGUGGGAGGGAAUUUAUCACAACCUUCAUGCAGAACUACUUCACAUCUCCAACUAAAUUUCAGCUGCUGAUCACUGGAUAUCACCCUGCAACCACUGUCACUGUGACGGUGAAGAAGUCUCUGUUCCAGAAAACGGUCUCUGUCAAUACAGGAGAAACUGUGUCCGUCGUUCUCCCAGACUCCACAGAGAUGGUUGGAGGAAGCAUCUGUAAUGGGACUGUGCUGAUUCAAGCGGACAAAAAUAUCUCGGUCUUCUCUCAUAGCCACAGGGACUACACCAGCGGAGCCACCAUAGUGUACCCAGUCGAGCAGCUUGGCACACAGUAUUACGUGGUAACUCCAAUAGGUGCACUAGCAAACACUUUCAAGGAAUUUGCCGUUGUGGCCUACAGGUUUCCCGCCAGGAUUGAUAUUCUCUUAAAAGGGACUGUAGUAUUCCAAGGGAGGGUGUACCCAGCAGGAAGCAGGCUUGUGGUUGACCUUCAUGCCUUCCAAACAAUCCAGGUGCAGAGCUCAUCGGAUUUAUCCGGCACUAAGGUUGUGUCAAAUGCCUCCGUGGCUGUCUUGAGUGGUCAUAGCUGUGCAGUCAAGCACACCAGCUGUGAUCAUGUUGUUGAGCAGCUCCUGCCUGUUUCCAGCUGGGGAACCACCUUCAUUGUUCCUCCACUUUCUUUCCAACCUCGAGAUGACAUUGCAUAUAUCACUGCCUCCCAAGACACGUGCAUCAAAUACCAGUCUGGGAACAGACACGGCUCUUACAAUGUGGUGGCCGGGCAAGUUAUCAUGGUGGAAGUGCAGCCUUCACAGCCGUUAUACUUCUCUGCCAAUGCUGGGAUCCAAGUCGUUUUCUUCUUCACUGGUGCCACAGUUGGAAGCCAGUCCUAUGACCCUUUCAUCAUCAAUAUCCCAUCUAUAUCCAGCUAUCACACCUCUUAUCACAUUAGGGGAAUGGCACACUAUUAUAAUUAUGCUGUCCUCAUAGCCAAAACAUCAGAAUCCAAUGGGCUCACUUUAGAGAACAAACCCAUUGGAAACAUCCAGUGGAAACCCAUACCAGGUACAGAAUAUUCAUGGGGUGAAUAUAAAUUGGACAGCAAAGAUACCAACCUUUCCCUACAGCACCCAAACGCUCCUUUUGGGCUCUACAUCCUUGGAUUUUUGAAUUAUGAUGGCUAUGGCUUUGUGGCCCCGUGUUCCUGCGGUAAACCAGCUCCUUCAUGCGAUGAUAUCCAGUGCAGGAAGAAAGAGCGGUGUGAGAUCCUAGAUGAACAACCAGUGUGCGUACCGGAAUCUGAAUCUUCUUGCUGGGCUCAGGGAGAUCCUCAUUAUCACACUUUUGACGGGAGAAAUUUUGAUUUCAUGGGCACCUGUACCUACACCAUUGCCAAAAUGUGCAGCCGAAACACAACUCUUCCUUCUUUCAACAUCGAAGCCAAGAAUGAAAACAGGGGAAAUACUCGUGUUUCUUACGUUGGUUCUGUGACCGUCAGUGUCUACAACAUCACCAUUUCCGUGGUCAGAAAUGAAAUUGGACUUGUGAGGGUGAAUAACCAGCGCUCCCGGCUGCCCAUCUCCUUGAAUGAAGGAAAGCUCCAUCUCUACCAGAGAGCAGGAUCUGUUGUGAUUGAAACUGACUUCACACUGAGGGUCUCUUAUGACUGGAACAGCUACUUGGUGGUGAAGAUCUCCAGCAGCUUUUCAGAGAGCAUCUGUGGCCUUUGCGGGAACUACAACGGAGAUCCUAAAGACGACUUCACUACCCCUGAAGGGUCUUUAGCCUCCAGCCCUGUGGAGUUCGGGCGAAGCUGGAAGGUGGAGGACGGCGACCGGUUUUGCUGGGAUGACUGCCAUGGAGAAUGCAAAACAUGCUCCCCAGAGAUGGCUAGCAAAUAUGAAGCGGAGCCGUUCUGUGGUUGGAUCAGCAAAGGGGGGAAUGGCCCCUUCAGCCAGUGCCAUUCUGUGGUCAGUCCAGAGAUCUUUCUGCAGAACUGCGUCUAUGACCUCUGUUUAAACGAUGGCCGCCAGGAUGUGCUGUGCGAGGCACUUGAGAGCUAUGCACAAACCUGCCAGAGAGAGGGAGUUGCUAUCUCUGACUGGAGGACCUCCGCCAAUUGCCCUCUAUCUUGCCCUGAGAACAGCCAGUAUAAGCCUUGCACAGCGCCGUGUCCUGCCACUUGCAACAACCCAGCGGGUCCCAAGAACUGCUCCUCCUUGCCAUGCGCACCAGGUUGCGAGUGCAAUGAAGGCUUUGUGCUAGACGCUGGGAAGUGCAUCCCCAAGGCUGCCUGUGGGUGUGUCUUUGAAGGGAAGCUCUUUGCCCUCGGGGAGCAGUUCUGGAAAGAUGGCACGUGCACAAGACGCUGCCUCUGUGACCCGGAGACCAAAGGCGUGACCUGCCAGGCCGCCAGCUGCAAGAGCGGGGAACAGUGCAGGGUGGAAGAUGGCAUCCUGGACUGCUAUCCCACAGGUUACGCCACCUGCUCGGCUUCAGGUGACCCCCACUACAUUACCUUUGAUGGCCAGAGAUUUGACUUCCAAGGAACCUGCAUAUACCAAUUCACUGGGCUGUGCCAGAACAGAACAGACCUGGUGGAUUUCCAGAUUCUGGUCCAAAAUGACCACCGAGGCAGCCAGGCCGUGUCCUUUACCCGGACUGUGGAGAUCCAUGUGUAUGGGACAGUAAUUGUCAUUAGCCGAGAAAACCCUGGAAAAGUCAUGGUCAAUGGUUUGCUGACCAACCUCCCGCACAGCACUGGGAAUGACAGAAUCUCCCUGUAUAAAAGAGGGCAAGAGGUGGUGGCCCAGACAGACUUCCACCUGACGGUCGCCUUUGACUGCCAGAGUCGUGUCACUGUGACGGUGCCCAGCAGUUAUGCUGGUGCCCUUUGUGGUCUCUGCGGGAACUACAACGGGAACAAGCACGAUGAGAUGACCAUGCCAGGUGGUCAAAUAACUGCAAAUCCAUCGACCUUUGGUCAGAGCUGGAAAGUGCGAGAUGUCCCAGGCUGUAGCGAAGUGGACAAGGGAGAAUGCUCCAAUCUAGCCACCAUUGAGAGCCAUCAACGGAAGCUCAACAGUCAAUGUGGCCUCAUCCUCGCCAAGGAGGGGCCUUUCCGAGAAUGUCAUAGCAAAAUUGAUCCAGAAGUAUACUUCCGAGACUGUGUGUAUGAUUACUGCUUCUUUGAAGGCCAACAAACAGUGAUCUGCCAACUGAUUGUAAGCUAUGCAACAGCGUGCCAAGCAGCCGGAGUGACGAUCUACCCCUGGAGAUCUGACACUUUCUGCAGUCCUUCUUGUGGUUCAAAUAGCCACUACGAACUCUGUGCUCAGGGCUCGGUCCAGACCUGUGGCAGCCUCUACGUUCCCAUCCCUUCUCCGGCCAAGUGCCAGGAAAGCUGUGUGUGCAAUGAAGACUUUGUGCUGAGUGGCGACCAGUGUGUGCCCCAGUCCCAGUGCGGAUGCUUCCAUCAAGGCCACUAUUAUCCUGCAGGAGAGGCUUUCUAUCCAUCAUGCCACGAACACUGUGUGUGCCAAGCUGGGGGGAUUUUGAAGUGUGGGCCGUUCUCCUGCGGACCCCACGAGGAGUGCAGGCUUUCGGGAGGCGUUCGCAAAUGCCACCCUGUUGGCAACGCCACGUGCUCGGCCUCUGGAGACCCUCAUUACCUUUCUUUUGAUGGACUGGCCUUCGAUUUCCAGGGCACCUGCACAUAUAUACUGGCUCAAGCCAGCACAGACAAUGGAACCCUGGUCCCUUUCAUUGUUACUGUGGAAAAUGAACCUUGGGGGAAUGGGAAGGUCUCUGUUACCAAGAUGGUGUCUGUCACGGUCCAUGGGAUCACACUGACCUUACUGCAGAACAAGAAGGGCCAAGUGAAGGUGAAUGGGAUCGUCAAUUCCCUUCCUAUCACAUUUUCUGGUGGGAAGCUCAGAGCCUAUCAACACGGCACUAAAGUCCUGAUAGAAGCUGCCUUUGGCCUCACUGUGGCCUAUGACUUGGUCUAUCAUGUGACGGUCACCAUCCCGGGCUCUUACCAGGGCCAGACGCAAGGCCUGUGUGGCAACUACAAUGGGAGGAAGGAUGAUGAGUUCCUGCUCCCUGAUGGAAAGAUUGCCUCUGAUGUGGCUGCAUUUGGUGCCGCCUGGAAAGUGGCCGUCCCCGGGGCCGAUGGCUCCUGCUCAGACGGAUGCUCUGGGAACAACUGCCCGGUUUGUGAAGAAAGGAAGAAGGAGGUUUUCAAACAGCGCAACUACUGCGGGAUCCUCACGGCCUCUGACGGCCCCUUCAGACAUUGCCACAGCAAGGUGGACCCCAGUGUGUACUUCAACGACUGCAUCUAUGACCUGUGCCUGGGCAACGGGGACAGUCCUGUCUUGUGCCAGAGCAUCCAAAGUUAUGUGUCUGCCUGCCAAGAUGCUGGGGUUUCUGUGGAGCCUUGGAGGACUCCAUCCUUCUGUCCCUUGAGCUGUCCAGCUAACAGUCACUACGAGGUCUGUGCCAACCUUUGCUCUACUAGCUGUGCCAAGAUCACAGAUGCUACACCAUGUCCAGAGACCUGCGCUGAAGGCUGCCAAUGCGACAAUGGGUUCUUCUUUGAUGGUUUUGGCUGCGUUAGAGCACAAGACUGUGGAUGUUUCAAGAAUGGCGUCUACUACAAACCUAAUGAGAAAGUCCUGCUCAAUGCAUGCCAAACGAGCUGUAUUUGCUCUCCGGGACAAGGAGUAAUCUGUGAGUCCCACAGCUGUGCCACUGAUGAGAGUUGCAAAAUUGAAGAUGGGGUCAUGAGUUGCAUCAAUAAGGAUCCAUGUAAAGCGCUGAAGUGUCGAGAAAAGGAGACAUGCCAGAUCGAGGAGGACCAAGCCACCUGCGUCCCUGACUUCACAGGAAGUUGCUGGGGGUGGGGGGACCCACACUACCACACUUUUGAUGGGAUGAACUUUGAUUUCCAAGGCACCUGCACGUACACCAUCGCCAAGUACUGUGGAAAUGACUGUACACUGGUUCCUUUCUCAGUAGAGGAGAAGAAUGAUAACAGGGGCAACCAGGCGGUGUCCUAUGUGCGUCUCACCAACAUCUAUGUCUAUGGCUACAAGGUCUCCAUCUACAAGCAGGAAACUGGAAGAGUGCGGCUAAAUCAUGCCAUUGUCAGCCUUCCGUUGACUCUUGAAGAUGGGAAGAUCAAGAUUUACCAGAGUGGGCCCAAAGCUGUUCUGCUCACUGAUUUUGGCCUCCAAGUAACAUAUGAUUGGAAUGCGCACCUGAUCAUCAACCUCCCCAGCAGCUACUAUGGGGCCAUGUGUGGGCUUUGUGGAGACUUCAAUCAAAACCCUAGAGAUGACAUGAUCUUUCCCAAUGGGACCAAAGCCUCCUCCAUCAUAAGCUGGGCCAGCAGCUGGAGAGUUGAGGACCGGGACCCCUUUUGUUGGGAUUACUGCAAAGGAAAUUGCCCAACAUGCGAUGGGAACAAGAGGAAGUUGUAUGGAAAUGAAGACUACUGUGGGCUGAUCAACAAAACCUCGGAAGGUCCCUUCAGAGAAUGCCAUGCCAUUGUGAAUCCAGAUGACUUCUUUGAUAGCUGUAUAUAUGAUGUGUGCCUGAAUGGCGGGGCCUCAAAUAUACUCUGCCAAGCUUUGGAGGCCUAUGCUACAACCUGUAGGAAAGCAGGCGCCACCAUAUAUGACUGGAGGACACCAUCUGGCUGCGUCCUGCCAUGCUCAGAGAACAGCCACUAUGAGUUCUGUGGUCAUGCUUGCGCUGCCACCUGUUCGGACCGCACUGCUCCCUCUUUCUGCAAGGAGCCAUGCCUGGAAACCUGCCAGUGCAAUGACGGCUACGUCCUCAGCAUUGACAAGUGUGUGCCAGUCGGGAGCUGUGGCUGCACCUACAACGGCUUCUACUACAAACCCGGAGAGGAAUUCUGGGCUGAUGAGCUUUGCACCUCUCACUGCACAUGUGAUCCCACCCUGGGGAUGGUGGUGUGUAAACCAGCCAGCUGCAAAGCCAACGAGAGGUGCACCGUGGACGACGGGAUCCGGGGCUGUCACCCCAUCAACUUUGCAACAUGCUCAGCCUCUGGGGAUCCUCACUACACCACUUUUGAUGGGAAGAGAUACGAUUUCAUGGGCACCUGUAUCUACCAGCUGACAGGAUAUUGCUCUGAUGACCCAACGCUCAUACCUUUCACGGUCAAUGUGGAGAACAACAACCGAGGGAACAAAAAGGUGUCCUACACCAAAGUGGUGACCUUGGAGGCUUACAACAUAACCAUUACGCUGAGCCAGGCGCAUCCACGUAAGAUUCAGGUUAAUGAAGUCUUUGUAAACCUGCCGUUCUACCAUGAAGACAAGAUCCAGGCUUACAUCCGUGGAAACGAAGCUUUCGUCAAGACUGGCUUUGACGUCACACUCACCUUUGACUGGAACAGCUACGUCAAAGUCACUGUGCCCAGCACCUACAGCAAUGCCCUCUGUGGCCUCUGCGGCAACAACAAUUUGAACCCCAACGAUGACCUGACCAAGAAGGAUGGGAGCCAAACAUCAAACGUAUCUCAGUUUGCAGAAAGCUGGAAGGUGGCAGAUGUGCCCGGUUGCUCCCAGGUCUGCACCACUGAUUGCCCGGUGUGUGGGGAGGCACAGAAAGAAACCUAUAAGGGUGACCAGUACUGCGGGAUCCUCAUCAAAACUAAUGGACCAUUCAGGCGGUGCCACGAGACCAUUGACCCAACACCCUACUUUAACGACUGUGUAUUCGACACCUGCCAAUAUCAAGGUCAGCUUGACACUUCCUGCCAUGCCAUCAGCGUUUAUGUGGCAGCCUGCCAAGCUCUGGGCAUCCCAGUGGAAGAAUGGAGAUCAGAGUCCUUCUGCAGCCCUGCCUGCCCACUUAACUUCCACUAUGAACUCUGUGGACACGGCUGUCCUGAAACAUGCCGUGGCCUUUCAGCUCCAUACGGCUGCAAGCCAUCAUGUAAAGAAGGAUGCUAUUGCAAUCCGGGAUUUCUGCUCAGUGGGGACCAGUGUGUUCCAGUGGGCAACUGUGGCUGCUUGUUCGAGGGCAAGUACUACAAGCAAGGAGAGGAUUUCUACCCUCAUUCUUCCUGCCAGGAGCGAUGCCACUGUGGCAGCAAUGGAGUUGUUGAAUGCCGCAAUGCCCCCUGUGGAGCCCAUGAGGAAUGCAAAGUGGAGAGUGGCAUUCUAGGUUGUCAUCCUGCGGGCACGGGACAAUGCAGUGUGGCUUCAGGCUCCCACUACCUGACUCUAGAUGGCCUGGCUUAUGACUUCCAGGGUACCUGUGUUUAUGUUCUAGUUAACGUAGAUGGAAAGGACUCUCAAGCACCAGCAAACUUUUCUGUUUUGGUAGAGAAUGGAAUGUCCAUGGUAAAGAUGGUUCUGGUCUCCUUUGGAGGACAUUCUGUCGUCAUUGAGAGGGCAGCACAAUGGAGUAUUAAGGUGGAUGGAGAGCUCUACACGCUGCCAAUGAGGACAACGGAUGGGAAACUGUGGGCUAACCGGGAAGGGAACAAUGCCAUCAUCCAGACUGACUUUGGCCUCCAAGUCCUGUAUGAUGCCUCCUCUUUCGUCCUUAAAAACUACCCUCUCCUUUCUUUCUUCCAUCCAUACCUUAGUUUCUAG